AUGAGGCUCGCGACGCUCGCCACGUGCGCGCUGAACCAAUGGGCGAUGGAUUUCGAGGGUAAUACGAAUCGCAUCAUCGCGUCCAUUCGCGAGGCGAAGGCGCGAGGCGCGUCAUAUCGAAUCGGGCCCGAGCUGGAGAUCACAGGCUACGGCUGCGAGGACCAUUUCCUCGAGCACGACACGUGCCAGCACGCGUACGCCACGCUCUCUAUUCCCCUGACAGAAUCUCGGCAUCCUUGCCCACCCUGCCACGUGGCAUCGGUCAUCGACCUCCCUUCAUCUGCUGAGCCUUGGGAGUGCCUUGCAGCGGCGCUACAGCCGGCAUCCUCUGUGACAUCGGGCUGCCAGAGGAGCACCGCGGCCUGGGAGUGUCUAGCCGCCAUCAUUGCGAGCGGCGCUACAGCCGGCAUCCUGUGCGACAUCGGGCUGCCAGUGGAGCACCGCGGGGUGCGCUACAACUGCCGGGCGUUCGUCCACAGCCGUCGGAUCCUGCUGCUGCGCCCCAAGAUGGAUCUGGCAAAUGAUGGAAACUACCGGGAAACGCGCUGGUUCGCCACGUGGAAGCGGUUGGGAGUGGUGGAGAGCGUGCGGUUACCAGCGGUGGUUACCGCGGCAUGUGAGGGGCAGCGGGAGGUGCCUAUUGGGGAUGGCGUGCUGGAUCUGCUUGAUAGCACCCUGGCGAGUGAGACAUGUGAGGAGCUAUUCACCCCUCUAGCACCGCACAUCCAAGCGGCACUGGCGGGGGCAGAGGUGGUGGGCAACGGCAGCGGCAGCCAUCACGAGCUGCGCAAGCUGGGCACGCGCGUGGGGUUGGUGCAGUCUGCCACGAGCAAGGCGGGCGGGGUUUACCUGUACGCCAACCAGAAGGGGUGUGAUGGCGGACGGCUGUACUAUGACGGGUGUGCCAUGGUGGUGGUGAACGGGCAGGUGGUGGCGCAGGGGUCGCAGUUCUCAUUGGCUGACGUCGAGGUGGUAACCGCUACAGUGGACCUCGACCAGGUGGCGAGCUACAGAGGCGCCAUCAGCAGCAUGAGGGAGCAGGCCUCAGCGUCCGCCCCAGCACCCUCCGCCUCCUUCCCCACCCUUCCCUCCUCUGCCUCCGCCUCCCCUGGCAUCGUGCGCAUCCCCUCCGACAUCUCCAUCUGCCACCCUGCAUCCGCCAGCCUUACUCUCGCCACCUCGCACCCCAUUCAGAUUCGCUACCACUGCCCCGAGGAGGAAAUCGCUCUGGGCCCCGCGUGUUGGCUGUGGGACUAUCUGCGGCGCAGUGGGGCAUCGGGCUUCCUGCUGCCGCUGUCGGGCGGUGCUGACAGCUCAUCCGUGGCCGCCAUAGUGGGCUGCAUGUGCCAGCUGGUUGUGAAAGCCAUAGCAGAGGGCGACGAGCAGGUGCAGCAGGAUGCAGAGCGAAUCACGGGGCUACAGCUGGCGGCAGGGGCGGCGGCAGAAGAGCAGAAGCGACAGGCUGCCAGGCUGGCAGAUCGCAUCCUGAACACCAUCUACAUGGGCACGGAGAACAGCUGGAUGGAGGCACAUCAACAGAGAACCUGGCAUUGCAGAACAUCCAAGCGCGCCUGCGCAUGUUGCUCGCCCGCCUUCCUCUCCUCACAUCCCGUACCCUCCCAUCUUGCUCUUGCCUCCUCCGCCACCAACCACCCGUCCCAUCAGCUGGACGGAGGCACAUCCGCGGAGAACUUGGCCCUGCAGAACAUUCAGGCGCGCCUGCGCAUGGUGCUCGCCUUCCUCUUCGCGCAGCUGCUGCCCUGGGUGCGCGGACACGGCAGAGGAGGGGGAGGAGGGGGAGAGCAGGCGGGGGAGAAGGGGAAAGAGGAGGGGCGGAAGGAGGGCACAGCUGACGGACAGCAAAGGGGAGGGGAGGGAGGAGGAAGGGGAGGGGGUGAAGAGAAGGUGCCAGUGGGAGGGGUGCUGGAGAGGAGCAAGGGGAGGGGAGGCGGGUCAGAGCAGCGGGGGGGCGGAGGGGGCUUUCUGCUCGUGCUGGGCAGUGCCAACGUGGAUGAGGCUCUGAGGGGAUACCUCACUAAGGUGUGCAUUAAGGGGGAGCAUGGCGUAUCACAAGCGAGCACUGCUGGUGCCUACAGGGAUAUCAACCAACCACUCGUGCUGGCCAGUGCCAAUGUGGACGAGGCUCUGAGAGGCUACCUCCCUAAGGUGUGCUUCCAGAGGGAGCAUGGUGGUAUCACAGUCGUUGCGGUGAGGGUGAGACAGAGCGAGCACUGCUGGUUCCAGAGGGAGCAUGGUGGUAUUAAAUUUUUCUACCUCAAGACCAACAUCCAUCCGUUCCUUCCUUCUCUCCCCGUUGCUCACUCUCCCCGUUGCUCACUCUCCCCGUUGCUCACUCUCCCCGUUGCUCACUCUUCCCGUUGCUCACUCUCCUCUCCUCAUGCCAAUAUCAACCCCAUUGGGGACAUCAGCAAGACGGACCACCGCCGCUUCUUCGGCGGCAGUCCCCCUUGGCUUCGCCUCAACACUCCCACUCUCCCAUCCCCUUCUUUUCCACCCCACUUCCUGCUUCCCUUCUCACCAUACGACUGCAGCAGUGCAGACAUCAACCCCAUUGGUGGAAUUAGCAAGACGGACCUUCGCCGCUUCCUGCGCUGGGCGGCAGUCCACCUUGGCUUCGCCUCAUUGGCCGACGUCGAGGCCGCGCCGCCCACCGCUGAGCUGGAGCCAAUCAGAGCGGAUUACGUGCAGGUGGACGAGGUGGACAUGGGCAUGACCUACGAGGAGCUCUCCCUCUAUGGCCGCCUGCGCAAGGUCCUGCGCUGCGGCCCUGUUGCCAUGUUCCAGCAUCUGUGCCAUGAGUGGCGGCAGCGGCUGACAGUAGCGGAGGUGGCAGGGAAGGUGAAGGCGUUCUUCCGCUUCUACUCCAUCAACCGUCACAAGAUGACCACUCUCACGCCCUCCUACCACGCUGAGAACUACUCUCCGGAGGACAACCGGUUUGACCUGCGCCAGUUCCUGUACAACGUGGCAUGGCCGUGGCAGUUCAAACAGAUCGACCAGCUGGUGGCGGAGCAUGAGGCCGCGGCGGGAGCAGGUGCUGCAACACUUUCAAGUGAGGGCUCUAACGCAGCGGGAGCUGCGAUGUGA
Messenger RNA from Closterium sp. NIES-65, 3108 nucleotides. The record is from the annotation of a GenBank genome assembly. Lineage: Eukaryota; Viridiplantae; Streptophyta; Zygnematophyceae; Desmidiales; Closteriaceae.